AUGUCAACUAGUCCACUUUUAAAUCAUCAACAAAUGCAUUCACAAACAACGACAGAUAAAAUGGUGGAAGAUAAACAAGAAUUAAAAGAAUAUUUUGAUAAAUUAGCAAAUCUUGUUCCUACCAUACCGAAAAAUGAAUCACUAUCAGAAUUACAGUUUAUUCAAUAUGUAAUGGAAUAUAUUGUAGAAUUACAACAAUUAUUAAAUGAUACGAAUACAUCUUCAUCUGUUUGGAGUAAAACAUUAAAUAAGUUAGCUACAACUAUGAAAACAUCGUUUCCAAAUAUUUCAACAUCAUCCACGUUCAAUACAUUCAUUUCUAGUGAAUAUGAAAAUAAUCGUUUACUUCUUUUAAAUCAAUUAUCAAAUGAAGAUAUUAAUCGAAGUCCUCUGACAUCGAUCAAUAUUGAAAAUUAUCAUAAUCAAUUGCCGGUAAGAUAA
Messenger RNA from Didymodactylos carnosus, 441 nucleotides. The record is from the annotation of a GenBank genome assembly. Lineage: Eukaryota; Metazoa; Rotifera; Eurotatoria; Philodinida; Philodinidae.